Culex quinquefasciatus (southern house mosquito) is the source of this 1205-nucleotide messenger RNA. RefSeq lists its product as uncharacterized. The transcript is spliced from 3 exons. The coding region runs from base 630 to 1205 and encodes 191 amino acids. NCBI's taxonomy places the organism in Eukaryota, Metazoa, Arthropoda, Insecta, Diptera, Culicidae. The record is from RefSeq and is a predicted model, not a curated record.
GGUGUUGUUGUAGGUCUUUAAAAAGUGUUGUUCCAGGUCGUCAGAAUGUUCACGAGACGGUGUGGCCACCGGGGAUGUUCCAGGUCGUUAGUUCUCAGGACGAUGUGGCCUCCGAGGUUGACGGAAAGCAUAAAAGACGGUUCGGCCACCGGUGUUGUUGUAGGUCUUUAAAAAGUGUUGUUCCAGGUCGUCAGAAUGUUCACGAGACGGUGUGGCCACCGGGGAUGUUCCAGGUCGUUAGUUCUCAGGACGAUGUGGCCUCCGAGGUUGACGGAAAGCAUAAAAGACGGUUCGGCCAAUGUUGAUUUUCUAAGUCGUCGAAAUGUUCUUAAGACGAUGUGGCCACCGGUGAUGUUUCUGGUAUUGUUGUUUCUUAUAGUUAAUAGGACGGUUUGAUGUUGUAGGUUAGUUAAGGGACUAUAUGGUCACGGAAUUUUGUACAAAUCUUUGGACUGUGUGGCCAUCGGUGCUGUUACAUGUCUGUAGUUCAUGGGACCAUAAGAAAAAGUCUGCUGAAAAGUGUUCCUCCGUUGCACAGCAACCUAAUUGUUGUAACGUAGUAACUUGGAAUUGUUUGGAAUUGAUUUCAUUUCAAAAUUCCAUCGUCCUCUGUCCAGUAUAGAAGUAAAAUGGUCAAGACACGCAAGGAGGCGUCCGUUUCGCUGGUCGGAACUACCGACCCGGAAUCGUUGGUUCAACAGGUUAAGCUGCCGACGGUGGGGUGCGUUAUGAAAAGAUUUUUUUUUUUGUUAAGCUCGUUGAACUCCGUGGUGUUUGCUAUAAGUAAAACGACGUCCGAGCUUCUACAAGUGUGGCAAAAAACCACUAUUAUUUGCCAGAUGCACAAGAACGUGGCCAGGACCAUACGGAAUCUACUUGCAGAGCUAAAAAUGGCGCAAAAAGACUCUUAUCGCGACACCGAAAGGAAGAGGAAGUGGAAGAUAAGGAUGGAUCAAUUGCUGGAUGUAUCCCUGAAAAAAGUUAUCAUUGAAGACCCGAAAGUUGCAGAAUUUUUAGAAGAUCAGAGAAAGGAGCGAAAUUUUUCUUUAUCAAGUAUUAACGAGCCACAGCUGUACAAGAGAACUAAGAACGAACAUAAGCACGCAGAAGAAGAAGAAGAACAAGAAGCUACAGAUGUUGAACAUGAUUUCAAGCCACCACCACCAAAAAGAUCAAAAAUGCAACAAAGAAAGAACAGGCAUUAA